Messenger RNA from Bursaphelenchus okinawaensis, 4376 nucleotides. Lineage: Eukaryota; Metazoa; Nematoda; Chromadorea; Rhabditida; Aphelenchoididae. The record is from the annotation of a GenBank genome assembly.
AUGGCCGUACCGGAUAAUGAACUAGAGCCAAUGGAAGUUCCAAACGAUUGGGAGGCAUUAGUGAACGCAGCUAACCUAACUCCACCUAAGGAGAAUGAUCUAGUCUUCAAGGACGAAUGUGUCUUCUGUUUUCGUACUCCAUUUUUUGAUGGUAAGUGUUUUAUUUGUGUUGUUGAUUUUAGAUUGAAGAAGAACGGCUUUUAUUUUUUGUUUUGCGAAAAGAGGUCAUUUAUGGAGUUUAUGACAAAAUUAAUCAUAACUUUUUUGAAAGUGGAGUAAAAAUUCUGAAAAUUUUUGAAAAGUUAGACUGUUAUUUCAGCUAACUAAUGAUUAAAAGGAAAUUUUGAAUUUUGGACAAGGUUUAAAGUUACAGCACUUUUACGCUUACCUACUUUUUCAAUUUUUUGUCAAACCCUACCUUAUUUCAGGUGGCUUGUUCGUCUGUCUAAAGCACUUUAUUGGUGUGUGCAGCUUCCACCUUGAUGAAUACACACGUUUCAACCCGGAAACCCGCUUCUUCCUCAAGAUUGAGCAGUUCAAAUUGCCCAAAUCAGCCGAAGAACCUCAAGAUAAGGUGCUCAAACUGAGUGUCACAGUGGAAGAGGACAAGAUCGAAGAGAACUUUGCCAUUAUCGCUGUAGAUGGGAAUCCGAAAGAACAGGCAUUGAACGAAAAACUCAUUGGCAGUUUGUUGUACGAUGUAGCCCAAAAGACCAUCUGCCAUCAGUCAGCAGCGAUGAUGGAACGACUACGUCAAGGUGCUUCGGAAUGGGAUGGUGGCGUAGUGAAAAUCGCGGAUAACAUCGACAGUUUUGUUCAAUUGGAUGUGGAUAAGCAAAUACCUUACUCUGGAUGGGUAUGUGAACAUGAAGAUUGUGGAUUGACCGAGAACUUGUGGUUGAAUUUGAGCGACGGAGUGAUCAAAUGUGGUCGAUCACAAUAUAUGGCUGAUGGGACUACGACAAAGGGUAAGUUAGAUCAUUUGAGGUUAAAAAUUAUGAUGGAAAGAAAGUUCUUGCGGUAUUUUAAAAAAAUGGGUUUUGUAAAGAAAGUUUUUGCGGUUUUUAAAAAUUAUUUUGUAAAGAAAUUUUUUGUGGUUUUUUAAAAUUUUUGAAAUUUAGGUAACUACCACGCUCAAACCCACGCCAACGCCACUGGCUUUCCAUUGGUGGUGAAGUUGGGUACGAUUCACAAUGGCGAGGGUGAUGUCUACAGUUACGCCGAGCAGGACACAGUCAGAGACCCCUACCUAAAGAAGCAUUUGGCCCAUUUCGGACUGGAUUUGAAUAAAUUUCAAAAAACUGAAAAAUCCACAUUUGAACUGGAAAUGGACCUGAAUCAGAAAUGGGAAUGGUCGAGGUGUUGUGAGGAUGGGGUAACACUGGACAGCGCUUACGGGGGAGGAUUUACUGGAUUGAUCAAUGUUGGGAGCAGUUGCUACAUGAAUUCGGUGAGUUUAGGCUUAGAAAUCGACUCAUAUUAAGCUUGAACUUAAGCCAAGCGAUAGUUUUUUGUUAAGUGACAUUUUUAAGUAUAACGCUAAGCCUAAAGGCAUCUUUGAGCUUAAAACUGAGCUUAGGGAUAGUUUUAAGUCUAAAGUUUUUUAGGCUUAAGCCAAAAUAUUUUUUUUUUCAUUUUUAGGUACUUCAAUGCCUAGCCCUAAACCCAGUCCUAUUAGACUCAUUCAACGACAAGUACAAGACUGACCUCAAGUUUGAACAAAUAAUCGAAAAACAACAUGAUUUCUCCUUCCAAUUGGCCAAACUCCUGAAGGCUAUGAAAAGUGGAGAAUAUUCGAAGAAGGACUUUGAUUUCAAUGGCAUUAAACCGCUUCAGUUCAAGAAGAUUGCUGGCGAAGGGCAUCCAGAGUUCUCGACGGCCAAACAACAGGAUGCUGAGGAGUAUAUUCGGUGAGAUAUCUUAUAAUAUAUUAGGUUGUUCACAUAAUUCUGCACCCCCGUACUCCACAAAGCAGCUUUGAAAAGGGGCGCAGAAUUAAGUGAACAACCUAAUAUAAUAUAAAGGUUUACUGUGUUGUUGUUUGGUUUAUAGACCAGGGGGCUGCCACUGAUUUUUAAAAAUUUUUUUGGGGGGGGGGGGGUCAAAUUUUUUUUUUGAUUUUUCGCCCCUACCCUUAAGUUAAUUUCUAUAUUUUUGUUUUUAAUUUUGUCUUUUCAGCCACAUCUUCAACAAGGUCGAAAACCUCUUACUAUCCCCAAACCCAGUCGACCAAUACCGCUUCAAAGUGGUGAAACGCUUCGAAGACGUCGCCUCUCACAAAGUCCGCUACCAAGACAAUGACGAGUACAUCCUCUCACUCAGCAUUCCAAAAGACCAACUUCGAGACGUACCAGUACCCGACGAACUCGACAGUUUCCUCCAAUUACCCAGGAAUUCAACACGAAAAUGCAUCGACCUGAGCCAGCUAAUCGAGAAUUUCUCCAGUCAACAGUUCAUCGAUGGAUUCGUGUCACCAAUAACAAAUGAGGAGAAAGGCGCUGUACAACAAUAUCGAAUUGCCACUUUCCCUAACACAUUGAUCGUUCAGGUAUGGGGGGUUGAAUUUGAAAAAAUGAAUGAAAAAUGGAGAGAAAUGGCUAUUUUUGGCUAAAAAAUUGAGAAAAAAUGGUUUUUUGGCUAAAAUUUGAAACAGAAAAAUGAAAAUACCGGUUGAUAAGAAUAGUAGAAAGUAUCUUUGUAGUAAAAAAUUUGUUUUUAUGUUCGUAUCUUGACGUAGGAAUGAGUUAUGUUGAUUUGAAAGUGACAAAAACAGAAAAAAGUUCGAAUCCGGCUGGAAACACGGGACAUUUUGGCUGUUUUUUUUUAUUUUGAGGUAUUUUUUGUAAAUUAUGAAGUAUAGAUAUUGUAAAGCAUUACAUUUUGUAUAUUACUACGUGAUUUUGAGUUAAUAUGACAAUGUCUGGCAGUGUUAUAUUCAUUCGAAAGUGACAAAAACAGAAAAAAGUUCGAAUCCGGUCGGCAACAUGGGACCUUUUGGGCGUUUUUUUUAAACUUUAGGUGUUUUUUGAAAAUUUUAAAUCAUAGAUAUUGUAAAUCAUUGCAUUUUGCAUAUUACUGGGUAAUUUUAAGUUAAUAUGACAAUGUCUGGCAGAGUUAUAUUCAUUCGAAAAUGUUAAAAAUUGAAAAAAGUUUGAAUCCGACCGGAACAUGUCACUUUUUCUUGGUUUUUUGCUUGUUUUUGAACAAAAAAUGACUUUUUAUAUUGAUGAAAAAGAUAAAUAUUGUUUUACUAUACUAAUAAAAACAAUUUCAGAUCAAUCGCUUCGAGCCAGACCACAAUUAUCAGCCAAAAAAGCUGGAUUUGGAUGUUAUCGUACCGGACACGCUGGACCUAACCCCAUACCGUUUCGAAGGUCAGAAGCCGGAUGAAGAACUCUUACCUGAUUCUAUCAAAGUACCUGUAAUUGACACUUCAGUACCAACUGUUGAUGUUCAGGUCAAUGAGAAUUAUGUUAGGGAGGUAGGGUAAUGUUGGUAUUGUUGUAGGUAUAGGUAUAGGAAAAUAGGAUUUUUAAAGUUUUUGGUCGAAAAAUCUUUAGAAAAAGGUAAAUUUUGGCAUUUUAGGUAACAAAAUUUAUCUUUAGGUAAUGAAUCUUGGCUUCACCCGGAACGCCUGCGAACGCGCCGUCUUCGAAACCAAGAACGCCGGACCAGACGCGGCGGCCGAAUGGCUGUUUGGCCACUGUGAAGACCCCGACAUCAACGAUCCACACCCAGAGUUGGUCAAAGCUCGACUACGUUUAGCCACCGACCCCCCAAAAACGGCCGUAAGCGACGAAAAAAUCAGCGAACUUAGCUCAAUGUUGGGUACCACCUUGUACCAAAGCCGAUACGCCCUGGAGAAAACGAAUGGCGACAUGAACGCGGCGGCCGAAUGGUACUUUUCAAACAUGGAUGAUAUACCACCAGAACCGGAAAGCUCGAAGCAUGAAUCAGCAUCGUCAGUACCUCAGAGUGCUGGAUCAGGAGCUUCAGGUUCAGUACCAUCAGCACCAGACUCGCUCGGUGCAGCACCAUCAGCACCAGAAUCCUUUGGCGCCGUAUCAUCGACACCAGAAUCUUUUGGAGCAGCACCAUCAGCACCAGGCUCAUUCGGAGCAGUACCAUCAGGACCAGGCUCGGCCGCAACCUCAGCCCCAACCACGCCCCAAAAAACCACCUACGACGGGCAUGGUAAAUACAAUUUACGCGCCUUCAUCACCCACAUUGGCUCCUCACCCCAGUCCGGCCACUACAUUUGCCACAUCCGCCACAACAACACCUGGUACAUUUACAACGACGAGAAGGUGGCAUUCAGCCAGAACCCACCCAAGAACCUGGGCUACAUCUACUUCUACGAGCGUGACAGCCAGUAG